Molecule: messenger RNA, 3891 nt
Organism: Melampsora larici-populina 98AG31
Lineage: Eukaryota; Fungi; Basidiomycota; Pucciniomycetes; Pucciniales; Melampsoraceae
Exons: 12
Coding region: 1-3891 (1296 amino acids)
Biological process (GO): cytoskeleton organization
Cellular component (GO): cytosol
Source: RefSeq, a predicted model, not a curated record
AUGAUAUCCGAAGACAAUCAAGAUUCCACACUUCCUUCUUUCAAUCUAUCUCGUUCGAGUGAUACUCUCAGACUUGAUACCACUCUCGAUCAUCAAUCAUCUUCCCCAGCUUCACCAUAUUCUCCGAGUCCUGGCUCCCUUACACCCCUUUCAGCACCUCCGCUGUUGGGUACUUCUCAACCGUAUAUCAACCCGAUCUUAUUGAAACGUCGCUCUUCAUCAGCUAGCUCUCAAUCUUCUCAUAUCCCACCAAAACCUUGGCAUGGAGGGCCUGGUCAAACUACUGUCAGCGGCGGUGGUGGCCCUCAAGGCCGUCAGAUUACUCUUGGGACAACCGGUGGGCAAAAUUCUACGAGUGGUGUCGCUGGUGGAACUGGAACGGUACCUCAAUCGGAGCCUAUGUCACCUGCUGCGAAUGAUAGUAUCACGCUUGGUCAAUUGAAGCAAAUGGUCAAAGGCGUCAACCGUGAGCGCCAAUCUGUAUAUGAUUUUCCGUCCCUCCAUCCGUACCCGCCUCAUAUUGCUCCACCCACAAACCUAUCAGAGAGUCCUGGCGUAGACUCUGAUACUUUCAUCAAUGAGCUCGAUGAGUUCUAUUCUUAUGUUGAAGUCCCGGGUGUCUUGGAAGGUCAAGAAAUGUGGGGCGAUGACUGCGACGGCACCUCUUCUCCAACCUGCAAUCCUCCAAACCACAAACCUGGAUCCACCAAAAGCUGGUCUCAAUGGGCGAAGGAGAAGACCCAGACGGCCCCACCGUGGACGGAAGCUGAACCUAAGUUGCAGAAGAGCUAUAUCAUUCAUUUGCUUGAUCGAUUGGAAGACAAAGAUCCAGAAAUUAGAUUUGACUCUGCUCGUAGAAUACUUUACAUUGCUCAAGGCACUUUUUCACAAUCUACGUCCAAAAACCACCACGUCCAUCUUAUCAUGCACAACGUACGCGUCCUACGAGAAGCCGGUGCCUUGGAAGCUGUGUUUGCUGCUCUGAAAGGAGUUGGCGGUCGACAUGACUGGAUUAGCAGCCUGCCUGAAGCUCCUGAAUCAACUGCCCCUGCUUCGGGUUCAGGACCAUGUCUGCAUCCUCAUGACCGGCAAGCUUUUCUUGAAGAGAUCAACGGUGAACUCGCAAUUCAUUUAGCAGUUCUUUAUUUCAUGGUCGAAGUGUUUAGAGGGGACGAUGCUUGGGGGGAGGAAUUGAUGGGGCUGGAUCCACCAUUACCAAUCUACAUGUUUGGAUUGGUGGCAGGCUUGCGUGAAAAAAAUGCGAAAGGCUACCCUGUUAAGAAAUUAUUGCUCCUCUUGUGGAAGAGCAUGCUUGCCACGCUUGGUGGUAUGCGCGAUGUUGAUCGGGUCAAACAUAUGGUCAGAACUAUAGAAAGCCUCCCGCCUGAUGGUUCGACACCUGCUAGUUCCUUCAAAGUUUCACCUAUUGAUUUUCACACUUUUCGGAAGGAGAUUCUUGCCAAAUAUCCAACCUAUGUCUCCUCAGACGUUUCCGAGGUCUAUCUUGCCCGUAUCGCUGCCGCUGCUGCCCCUACCCCGAUCAGACCCAGUGCCAUGUAUCACCCUGGCAAUCCUUCUAUUCCGCAUGAUCCAUCGGCACACACCAAAAUGCAAGGCAACCACAACCUCCAGCCCGGUACACCAGCUCCAUCGCCUCCUCCGUCCCCACAACAGAAGCCCAAGAAACAGCAAUUUCAAACAGAUCAAACACGACCAUUUGUACUUCCCUUCUCCCCUGCCAACGCCAAGCUGACCAGUGCUGGCCUUCCGUCUCUCGUACCAAGAAGUAUCGACGAAGCAGGCGAGCUCUACCGUAGUCAUUUGAGAAUUAGUACGGAACUCUGGCAAACCUGGAAGGUUCGGGAAGAGUUUAUGGCCGACGAGUCUGGUUUAGCUAGAGUCGAAGCGGCUGCAGAAGCCAAGUCACAGAAAUACAGAGAACGGGACUCGCUGCAGGGUGUAACAAACCGACUUUCAACCCUAUCGCUAGAACCCACACCAGCUAGUGACAAUCAUGUUGCAAAUGAGUCCUUGAUCCCUGAUUCGUUGCAGAUGUUGAUUGAUCUUGAGGCCAAGAUUCGAUGUGAUGUUGCGACAGCGGAGCGCUUGCAGGAUAACUCGACGUCCAAAAAGUUGAAACAGGAUGCCAUGGACACCCAGCGUUUACAAAGAGUAGAACUGAUUUAUGUCCGUAGCAUUUUUUUUAUUUUACCUCAGAUGCAAAGUGCGGUCAUCGUAUUACUCAAGUUACUACUCGCUACAGUAACUGCCAAUACCAAUCCUAACAACUCUCACGAUGCGGAGCAACCAGCCAAGCCAUCACCAACUAUUGAGGACAUUGACAUCCUGCGACACCGGGAGAUCACAUCCAAAGCCGUGUCUGCGAUCUUGAUCCUGAGCCUCAAGUGGUUCAAGACAUCACAUGUUAUGAAGUUCCAUUACUUGGCUCAACUGUUGGUUGAUUCUAAUUGCUUGUUGCUAAUCCUGAAGAUGUUUGGUCUUCAAGAGGUCGCCACCCAAGUCAAGACAAAAAACGAAUGCGAGGAUUACAACUUCUUCCGAUAUUGUGCUUUACAUGGAUCGCGAUCUUCCGCUCAAACACACCCUGACGAAGAACCUAUGCAGCAAAAUAUAUCUCCGAUCAUCACUAAAACUACCCGGGCGGGUGACGAGGAAGUAGAACUGAUCACAGAUUAUUCUUGGAGGAAUUUCUUUGCUGCAAUCAACUUUGUUCACAUUCUACAAAAACUGACCAAGGGCAGGAUACAUCGCAUACUGCUUUUAGUCCAGUACAAAAGCUCGGCCAUCUUAAAGAGGAUACUUCGCGCAAAUCAGCCUACCUUACAACUCUAUGUUCUCAAGGUUAUCAAGAGCCAAAUACCGUAUUGUGGGCGGAAAUGGAGACAAGGCAGGCUAAUUUCCAAUAUGAAGGUCAUCACUGCUAUAUAUCUCAACUGCCGCGCGGAUUUACGAGACGAAUGGCUUCUGGGAGUUGACUUGGAUGGCGAUGUGGAAGAUUCAUUCCCUCAGGAACAAGCUUUGCGAUCGCUUGUCAGCUUUUACAAUUGUAAACAUUACGGUGCUUUUGCACCUCACCUGUACCGUCGGCCAUCUGUCAUGGCAACAGAUGGUGCUCCAAACCAACUCAACGCCGCUUGGAACCCAGCCGAUCGCCAAGGGGCAACUGGCCUUAUCCAGUCGGUUGCCCUGCAAAACGCUAACGAUACAGACGCAUUUCCUCCUGAUUAUGAAGUCGAAAGUCUUUUCUAUCCACACUAUUCGGUGAACAGUCAUGGCCUACUGGAACGGAACGAUGAUGCUACAACGUCAGCUUGGAAUCGACUUGGUGAACUGCUUGGUGAUUUUGAGGAUAUCUCGGACACAGAGAGCAUUGCCUCGAUUGGGUACCUCGGGGGAGAAUUUGGCGCGGAUGGAGGGAACGCGGACACAUCGGACAUGACGUCACUAGAUGAGUUCAAAGAUGGAGACCAUUACAGUCGACGAGCUGAAUGGGAACAUCUUUCACCUGAGACUAUCACGGCCUUGGAAGAAGAAAGGAAGACAUCAGAACAAUUGAACCAGCAAGGAUCCCCUUCACAGCUUCCACGCCGACGAAAGAGCAGCGAACAAAAAAGCCCAGCUUUACGACCCGUGGUUUUGGACGGACGAGAAGAGGAGGAGGACCAAACAGAUGAUAUUGAUAGCGAGUUUGGUAUGUCAAAUACCGGCUCGCGCGAUACAAACCUCAUCACAUCUCCUGGCGGCGUGAGUGGAUCAGCGACCACACGCUCGCCACAUUGUUCGCCACAUUUUGGGCCACAGUCGCCACUGAGCCCAGUGCAUCACGGUGGACCAGCGGUAGAUGAAGUUGAAUUGAUAUUUGGAGAAUGA